GAGGAGAAACCUGUGAACCUUAGCGUGCAGUUCCUGUUUCGAGAGUCUAUACUUACUGCUGACACAGAUGAGGAAGACAUGAAGAAGCCAGUCUGCUCUCUCUUGGCCUUGGUCGUGACCACGCUUCUGCUUGCAGCUGCAUCUGGUGUGAGCGAUGCAGCGAUGAACAUCACGGCUGUUUUGGGUCACAGCGUUACAUUCAGAUGUCCUUCGAACCACAGCAAACAUGUUGAACGCUUGUACAUACAGAGAGUUACAAAUGAUAAAGAAGACAUGUACAUCAAUGGGUUUUCUAAUGGCCGCGAAAUACCAGGGAAGGGUUACCAGAGCAGAACCAAAGUGAACACAAUGGACUACAGCAUGGAGAUGAGAAACAUCUCAGUCGGUGAUGAAGGAUCGUACAUUUGUGUUUUUGUUUUCGUCGACAAAGCGUACAAACCUGAAAUCUCAGAGAUUUUCCUCAAAGUCACAGCUGAGUACAGCGUCCCCACAAUCACACCUGACUGCAGUGAACAUAGACGCGGCGUCAGUGGCACGGGGAUGAGCUGUCACUUAAGCUGCUCGGCGGUGGGAGGAUACCCACAGAGCACCGUCAGAUGGGCGGGGCUUAAUCCAAGUCUGACGAAUAUAUUUUACAACUGGAGUUUAGCACAUAACGACUCCAAAACAUGGACCAUCAACCAAACCAUCAUGUACAACUGCGACCAGCCAACCAAUGUCAGCUGUGCCGUAGGGGGCACUGUUUCCCACACCAUCACCAUAUGUCAAACAGAAUCGUUCCCACUUCGAGUGAUCGCAGCUAUUGCUUUUGUGGUUGUGUUUGUCCUGUUACUUAUUUUUGUUGUGGUGAUGAAGUGCUACUUUAGAAGACCACAAACCUCAGAGGAUCGAGCUGAGGGAGUUGACGUUCCUUUAGCCGACUGCCAUUCACAGCUUCAGAGCGUCUGAGACGUGACAACGAAACACUCAGGAGAUUUUCGCCAUUCUGUCAAGCGGAAGUGCUUCAGCACCCAGAGCUAUAGGGACAAUUGUCCAGCUGAGCGUUGUGUCUUUAAAGCGGCUUCACUUUCGUAUUGAAGCAGGCUCCGACGGACGCUUUCACGCAGCAAUGCUGGACUGUCCUGGCACAUUUGAACAAGCUUUUAAGAAUGUUCCCUUCCUUUCCCCAGUCAUUCAUUUGGAAGAGCACAUCAUUUCCCCGGUGUCCUGAAGAUGCAGUGGGCUUGUUUUCAUUUGGGUGCAAAUUUAUUUCAGGUUUAUGUUGCCGGAAGAGGGAUUUAUAAUGGUGCUUAUUAAAAGAUUCAAAGUUUCAUGGCUAAAAUUGCUCUGUAUACUUCGCAAUCUCCCGUAUUUCUCAUUCCAAGGAGUGGGAAUUUUAAAGUUCAGAACUUUUUCAAUGACUGAACUGAAGUAAAUAUGCUGAUUUGGGCCAGUUGUAUGGUUGGUACAAUAACCAAGACAGUUUUGAUGACUGUUGUCUAUGUUCAUUUAAGAAUAUGAUGUUGAAAUGGUCUUACGCUGGCACAUUUCAUUAGCUUCUAGAAGCCGAUUUAUUUGAAGCUUUAUUUUUUAAAGCCAGUUCUCAGAUGAGCUAAAGAACCAUAAUUCAUAGAAAUCAAAUACAGUUACAUGAUUUUGCUGGUCAUUCCCCAAAAUGCAUGUUUACCAUCGCAUUACUGUACGCCAACCUGCUAUGUGAUGUCCACAUCUGUCUGUUCAUGUGUACAGUACUGACUUUUUUACUUUUCUACUCCACCGCACUGACAUUUAAAAUAUUUUUUUUUAUUGUGAAACUGUUCUCAAGUUUACAGUAAUGGCUGGGAUAUUUAAUUUUCAAUUAAAAUGAAAUCUGUUUCCGUGUGGAAAUGUCUUAUGCACUUUGCUUUCUGACUGCUUGA
Molecule: messenger RNA, 1898 nt
Organism: Sinocyclocheilus anshuiensis
Lineage: Eukaryota; Metazoa; Chordata; Actinopteri; Cypriniformes; Cyprinidae
Product: selection and upkeep of intraepithelial T-cells protein 4-like
Exons: 8
Coding region: 79-948 (289 amino acids)
Biological process (GO): T cell costimulation; negative regulation of T cell proliferation; cell surface receptor signaling pathway
Cellular component (GO): external side of plasma membrane
Source: RefSeq, a predicted model, not a curated record